CAAGAUGACGGAAACAACUCUGGGAAAAAAUAAAAAUUUGUCGAGGCAAAGUCAAAUCUUUAGGACCGACUCGCACUGGCGCACUUAUAAAAACAAAAGCUGAAUGUCAGCAGAAGGAGGAGGUUUGAUCUGAUGGAUGGAGCUUAUUAUCAAGUCAAACAUGGCGUUUUAUUUAAAACAGUUUUUGAUAUUAUUUCAACGAGUUGAUUUUUCUAAACAGCAAAGAAAACUACAGUAGCAGCUACAAUGCUGAUCUCCGUUUUGUCCCGAAGAGAGCAGCAGCAGCUCUGGGUUUGGUCUUUUGGUUGGUGGCAGAGCAGGAACAUGUGGUCGUGCAGCGGCCAAUGCCGAGCCCAGGGCAGGCAGUCGGCACUGUCGGAGCAGCAGCGGAAAGAAAACCUCUCUUAAAAAGACAGACGAGACACGGGAGAGGGAGGAUUCGGUUACGGAGCAGAAGAUCAGGAUGCGGCGGGAGGUGGAUGCUGCAGAGGAGGCUGCAGGGAGGUGAAAACAAACAAACGGGACAAGCUGUACUUUCCAAGUCUGAAGAUGUAGGCGAUACACCAGAGGAGCGCUCGGUCAGAGUGGGUCUGUGAACGCACCGUAACAUCACAGCACUUGUGUUUCAAGACUAGUGAAGGUGGCGAGCUGCAACCUGAGAAGCUCCACUUCCACCUAGGAUGACUAAUUAGUAAUUACUCAUCAAGGAGCAUAGAAUCACCCCGGAUCAGAUGUUGUCCACGGCUCAGCAGAUGCUGCAGGAUAGUCGCUCCAAGAUCGAGCUGAUCCGACUGCAGAUUAUCAAAGUGACCCAGGCCGGCGGCGGAGGAGAGGAUGAUGGAAACCAUAACAACUCCACUCACGGAGAAGCUCCUCCGGUCUCUCUCAGUCCCGUCGACGCUCGUUUGGCAGAGCUGCAGCACUACAUGCAGAGAGAAACCGACGCCUUGGUUCUGGCCAAAGACGUGGUGAAGCAGCUGCAGGGGAUCUCAGAACUGGACCAGAAGGCCCUGGCUGAGGCUCAGUUUCGAGUUCAGGAAUCAUCCCAGAAGCUGGACCUUCUGCGGCUGUCCUUGGAAAACUGCCUGAAAGAAAAGCAUCAGGAGCCUCUACAGGAGAUCGAGCCUUCAGAGGACCCGCCGCCGCCGCCAAACCUCCAAACUGUGCGUCCACCGCCCUCAACGCCACCCACCUUCUCCAUCAGACCGGCGUCUUUAACGGGCAAACUUGAAGUGCGACUUCUUGGAUGUGAGGAUUUACUGAAACCUCUGAAAGACGUGGAUCAGAAAGAUCCUUCAAGUCCCAGCGAGGACGACUCGACGGUUCCACACAGGACUGACGGAUCGCCCACGGAGGUCAGGGCGGUGCUGCGGCUCGACGGCAGAGCGGUCGGACGGACGCGCUGGGCGACCGCCGGCAGACUGAGCUGGGAUCAGAUGUUCUACAUCCAGCUGGAGCGGUCUCGAGAGCUGGAGGUUUGCGUCUUCUGGCGGGACCGGAGCUCGAUGUGCGCCGUCAAGUUCCUGCGACUGGAGGAGAUGAUGGAAAACCCGAACCACAACCAGGACCUCACUCUGGAGCCACGGGGCCUCCUCUUCAUCAAGCUUCGAUUCAUCGACACGGUGGUGGAGCGACAACCCAAACUGAGACGUCAGCGAUGUAUUUUCACUAAAGAGAGAGCAAACCUCCAGUGAUCAAACUCAGCGUCGCAGAGGAUCAGCCGCCGCCCGACAGCAUCAACCAGGAGGGAAAAACCUCCAACUUCAUCGCUACAGAUCAACAAAACUCAUCCGUGCCUGCGCCGCCAGAAAAACUGGUGUCGAUCAGCUCUGUGAAAGAUUGUGAAGAUCAGCCCGUGUCUGUUUUAAAGAUGCAAGUGGAGGAUUUCAAACUUAUUUCUGUUCUGGGACGAGGACACUUUGGAAAGGUGCUUCUAGCAGAGUUUAAGACGACGGGACGACUGUACGCCAUUAAAGCCUUGAAGAAAAGAGACAUUGUGACUCGAGAUGAGGUGGACAGCCUCAUGAGCGAAAAGAGGAUCUUCGAGAUGAUCAACGCCUCCCGACACCCGUUCCUGGUCAACCUGCACGGCUGCUUCCAGACCAGCGACCACGUCUGCUUCGUCAUGGAGUAUCUGCCCGGCGGCGACCUGAUGAUCCACAUCCACAGCGACGUCUUCUCCGAGGCUCAGACCAGGUUUUAUUCGGCGUGCGUCCUGCUGGGUUUAGAGUUCCUGCAUCUGAAUAAAAUCAUCUAUCGAGAUCUGAAGCUGGACAAUCUGCUGAUGGACGCGGACGGAUUCGUGAAAAUUACAGACUUUGGACUUUGCAAAGAAGGGAUGGGUCACGGAGAUCGCACCUCCACUUUCUGCGGGACCCCGGAGUUCCUGGCCCCCGAGGUCCUGACAGACGACAACUACACCCGAGCCGUGGACUGGUGGGGGUUGGGGGUCCUCAUCUACGAGAUGCUCGUCGGAGAGUCUCCGUUCCCCGGUGAAGAUGAGGAGGAGGUGUUCGACAGCAUCGUCAACGACGACGUGCAGUAUCCGACAAACAUUCCUCCUGACGCCAUGUCCAUCAUGCAGAAGCUGCUGAAGAGAAACCCGGUGAAAAGGCUCGGAGCCGGAGAGAGAGACGCCAACGAGGUUAAAGGAGAGAGAUUCUACCAGAACAUCGACUGGGAAGCCCUGAUGGCGAAGAAGCUGGAGCCACCGUUCCUGCCGUCCAUCAAGGACUCAACGGACGUCAGCAACUUCGACUGCGACUUCACUCGCCUCCGGCCGGUCCUGUCACCGCCCUCCAAGCCCUUCAGCCUCUCCGCCGAGCAGCAGGAAGCAUUUUCAGACUUCGACUUCUGCGCUUUGCACGGCUGAAAUUUAAAAAAAAAACCCUGGAGGAGGAAAUCGGCGCCGGUUCGUCCAUCUUUACCGUCCACCUCUGCAGGUAAACUACUAUAAAUAUGCAUGAAUACCAAGUGGUUAUUACUCAAUGAACUUCCAGAAACGCUGAAUAUUUCCUCUGUUCUUGCUGUAUUAACUGAUACAGUGAAGUAGCAUUAAAAUAUUCAAUCAGCCCUUUUUUAAAACCUCAUUCUGGACUCUUCUAACUUCCUGUUGCUGCUGAUUGUUGCCCUGUUUUGACCUUGCUGAUUGUUUAAAAAGAAAAGUAGUCAAAUCUUUAGCAGAGGGAACUAUUGAUCAACUUUAACAAGCAGAACUUUAUCCUCCUAAUCAGUGAAAAUCCUCACUGGAUGACCUUUUAAGGAAAGUUUUCACUUGUAGUCACGACUCAUUGGAGGUUUCUGCAGCUGAGUCACCGACGAGCAGAGCAAAGCUGGCAGUGACCGCUCUCAGUUAUCAUCCAAUUACUGACCCUUCGUUGAUGAAUUAACCAAACUGUAGUUUUUAACUGAGCUGAGGAUGUGAGCGUUGGCUUUUUCUCACUUUAAUCUGAAGCUAAAACUUGCCUCAUGCUGUUGGAGCACAUUUGGUUUGAUUUUUUUUAUUUUAUUUUACAUGUGUUUUUUUUUACUUGACAAGGAGAGACUAAAGUUCUGACAUUUCCCACCUGAUACACCUGUAGUUGAAGCAACUCAACAAAACACAGAGCUGCCUUACGUGAUGACUGUAUGACGAUGUUGAGGCAUAAAAAGGAAACAUUCUCAAUGUUUAAAUCAUGUCUUUUGUCUGUGGAGGCAGCCUGUGGGCUUCUGUCCCUCUAAAACCACAGAAUGUAUAGAAAUAACUCAAAACAAAUUCAGCUAAAAGCAUUUUAAGCCUCCCGCUUGCUUCGUGGCCUUCGCUUAGUAUACAACCCCCAUUCUGGGACAAAUGUGUAAAAUGUAAAAAAGGCAAUAAUUUGCAAAUCUCAUAAACUCAUUUUUAAUUCCUAAUGGAGCAGAAUGAAUAUAGUAAAGUGCCUGUGACAUCAGUUUUUUGUAAUAAACAUCAAUGCGUUUUUGGAAAGAGAACAUUGAUAAAAUAUUGCUAAACAAAUUUCAAGCCACUGAGAUGAACAGUUGUUGAGAUAUUGGCAUGUGAAGGAACAGGAAGUGAUGUCAAAGGG
Austrofundulus limnaeus is the source of this 4064-nucleotide messenger RNA. RefSeq names its product serine/threonine-protein kinase N2. The record is from RefSeq and is a predicted model, not a curated record. Gene Ontology annotation, molecular function: protein serine/threonine kinase activity; ATP binding. Gene Ontology annotation, biological process: protein phosphorylation. NCBI's taxonomy places the organism in Eukaryota, Metazoa, Chordata, Actinopteri, Cyprinodontiformes, Rivulidae.